Messenger RNA from Anopheles funestus (African malaria mosquito), 1688 nucleotides. Its product is annotated as zinc finger protein 235. Gene Ontology annotation, biological process: regulation of transcription by RNA polymerase II. NCBI's taxonomy places the organism in Eukaryota, Metazoa, Arthropoda, Insecta, Diptera, Culicidae. The transcript has 4 exons. Gene Ontology annotation, cellular component: nucleus. Gene Ontology annotation, molecular function: RNA polymerase II transcription regulatory region sequence-specific DNA binding; DNA-binding transcription factor activity, RNA polymerase II-specific; zinc ion binding. The record is from RefSeq and is a predicted model, not a curated record. The coding region runs from base 307 to 1530 and encodes 407 amino acids.
GGUCACUGUGCAUGUCACCGUGAACUGUCAAAAGAUCGUUUUUGUAAACAAAGUGGUAAAACGUAAACAAAACAAUAUCCUUUGCAAUGUUCCCUUACAAAUGUGCUAAAUAAAGACAAAUUUCAAUAAAAACUCAGCUUUUUCCUGUCUUAUCAUGUAACGUGAGGCAUUAUUCAGUGUCAGUGAUGUAAGUUCAUGUACGGAAGAUGGUUUCAAAGCGUAAUUCUGGUUUCAUCCUGAACAGAUCGUGAGAAUCUCUAAAGGUACGGGAAAAGGCUUCCGAACUUCACAAAGCAUACCUUCGAAAUGGAUUACAAUAUAAGCCGAUUGUGCCGUGUGUGCCUGGAGGAGGGAGUAUUUACAUCGAUCUUUAGCACCGAGUUGGUUCCAAUGGCACCGGCCAAUAUGCUCGUAAUGUGUUCGAACGUGAAGGUAUCGAGAGAUGAUGGUUUACCUAGUACUAUUUGCAACAACUGCAUGUACCGGCUAGGGGUGGCGUUUCAUCUUAAGCAACAGUGUGAAAAUUCUGACAUGAGACUGCGCCAAUACAUGAACGGAGGCUCUACUAUGAACUACAGCUAUACGAUGGAGAAAGAAACGAUGACGGACGAUUCAUGGCUGCUGUCGGGAAUGGAACAUAAAGUCGAUGACCAUAAAACAAACGAAAAAAAAUCGAACAGUAGAAAAAGAUACAGACCCAAACUGCCAGAAGAACGCAAGAAGAGAGGACCGAAACCAAUGCCGAAGAUACCGCAAACAUGCUACCAGUGUCACAAAUCGUUCAAAUGUGCCGCUCAGCUACAAAUGCACCUAAGGACACAUUCCGGUGAGAAACCGUACGCGUGCAACAUUUGCCCACGACGAUUCGCUCAAAAGCACAACCUUGCCAUCCACGUGCGUACGCACACCGGCGAGCGGCCGUAUCAGUGUGAAAUCUGUAGCAAACAAUUCUCAGCGCUCGGGAACUUUCAGGCGCACAAAAAAAUACACACCAACGAACGAGACCACGUAUGUCCAUCGUGCAACAAAGGAUUCAUCACAUCCGGUGAUCUUACGCGGCACAUGAUCUCACACUCGGGCAUUAAAAACUAUCACUGUGAUAUCUGUGCCAAAAGCUUUAGCCGCAACCGCGACAUGAUGGCACACAAGCGAAAGAUGCAUCUGAACGAGUGUGGCAACGAAAGCUACAAAUGUCACGAGUGCCACAAAGUGUUCGCUACGCUAAACAAUCUAAACGGUCACAUGAGGGUACAUGCGCCGGAUGUGAAUGUUUCGGUAGAGGAUCCAGUUGGUGGACUGAUGCCACCAACACAAGCACAACAACAACAGCAGCAGCAUCAGCAACAUCAACAGCAUCAGCAGGUUCCAGUGGCAAUUGCACUCGCACCACACGGACUCGGACCACCGGGACCGCUCGGUGUUGGUUUGGGUAUGUUACCGUAUCCUUCCUCCCACGUCGCAACACAUCCACCUGCACAGGUAGGUUACCAUAGCCAGAUGCAUCCGUCCCAACGGUUGCAUCCGUACUGAAAAAUCCCUAAAGCCAAAACUCCACUAUCAUCACAUCAUGGAAAGAAAGAAAAAAAAAACACACACGCAACAACAGUUUACAUCACACGAUUGCAUUACAUCAUUUUUGUAUUUAUUUAGCUUAUAAGGAAUAAAAAUUUGUAUUUGCAGAUAAAAGA